Cyanistes caeruleus (blue tit) is the source of this 1288-nucleotide messenger RNA. Lineage: Eukaryota; Metazoa; Chordata; Aves; Passeriformes; Paridae. The record is from RefSeq and is a predicted model, not a curated record.
UUGAAAUCAGAUGUCCCAGCCACCUUCAGGAGGCACCUUGUGAAAUGUAAGGUGACCAAGAUCAAAUUUGAGCUGCCACUAUGGAAUGUUCCGGACUGGGACGACGAAAUGCGCACUGUCAUGUGGAAGGACAUCACCGGGAACCAGGAGCCAGCAGCCCAAUGGCCUGAAAAAGAGAAGACAGUGGAGACAGUCCCGGAACCGGCUCACACUGUGCUGAAGAAGAGCGGCCAGGAGGCCGAGCUGUGCCUCAGUGCCUUGGUUGCCUACGCCCAGUUCAAACUGGACACAGUCGUGGUUCAGCUCAAGGACACCUUGCCCUUCCAGACAAGGACAGCCACUUUCAGGAUGCACAACACAGGGAAGGUGGCCCUGGAAUACUUCUGGGAGGAAGCUGCUCCUGCAGAUAGUGAAGCAGUGAGGAUGCCAUAUUCAACCUCUCUGAUGGGUGGGCUCAUCUCUGCUCCUGUUGUAAGGCAGCGCAGAAAGCUGGUGCUUCUUUUCCGGGGGGAGCAGGACCAUCCUUUUGAGACGCAUCCUUCUGAGCUGCGGCGCCUACAGUGGCUUGCCGAGGAGCAGCAAGAUUCCGAGCAGGAACAGCUGCAGGAUUCCGAGCAGGAACAGCAAGAUUCUGACCAGGAGCAGCUUUCUGAGGAAGAGCAGCUGGAUGCCAAGCAGAAGAAGAGUUCCAAGAAGUGGUGCCGCUCCAAGGAAUGGAAUCUCUCCCCGCAGCGUGCCACUUCCUCCCUGGAAGUCCUCCCAGAUGUCACCCAUGACCAGUCACUGUUCUCCAUCAACCCCAACUUCGGCACCAUCGCUCCUGGCCAGAAGAAGACCUUUCAUGUGCUCUUCUCCCCAAAGGAUGUGGGGAACUUUGAGACCACCAUGCUGUGCAGCAUUCCUAACCUGGAGCAGACUCACAGGACGGUGCAGGUGGUUCUGAAAGGCAGAGCCCGGCAGUGGAAGCGUUUUGAAAAACCGAAAUGCUCUGCCUUACAGCAGACAGAGGAAGGCCAGGGACACAAGAAGCAGCUGCACUGGCAACCAACACCACAGUGACAGCAUUUGUGUCAGCUGGAGCAUCCAGCAGGAGCCAGCAACAUCUUGUUUCCUACUGCUGAUGGUGUCCCACCCUUUACAUGCGACCUCUGCAGCUGCCCUUCCCAGCUCCAGCCAUCAUCAUCUUUUAAUUAAUUUUGUUAAUUAAAUAAUUGUUUGUUAAUUUGUUAAAUAACUUAAGUUUCAGUUAACUGUAAAUAAACACUUGCUAAUAAGUUGUUAACUGUUA